Molecule: messenger RNA, 1852 nt
Organism: Papaver somniferum (opium poppy)
Lineage: Eukaryota; Viridiplantae; Streptophyta; Magnoliopsida; Ranunculales; Papaveraceae
Product: transcription factor AS1-like
Exons: 2
Coding region: 425-1549 (374 amino acids)
Source: RefSeq, a predicted model, not a curated record
UUGUGAAGUCCUGUUUUUAUUUUUUCACCCCUUCGCGUGCCCUCCUUUUCCGCCCCUGUCAGGCCUCCUCUUAAUAAGGGACAAAAGAAAAGGGAAAAAAAAGGUUCCCCCUUCCCCGACCUUUCCUUUCUUCUAAAAAAAAAAAAAAGAAAAACCUCCAACUCUCUUCUUCUCUCUCUAUAUCAUUCACUUCUUUUCCUUCAGUUUACUUCCGUCUAUCUCUUUGUGUAGCCUGGGAUUUUCUCUCUUUGCUGGGUUUGAAAACUGCAACAAAUUUUGAUUCUAUUUUUUCUUUCUUCUUCUUCUUCUUUGUGCGAACCAUAAUUCAACAAUGAAGAUUCAUCCAAGUAAAAACUUCUUGUGGUGCAGUUAAUGUACGGUAUGAAGAAUUCGAGCCAAUGGGUUAUCAAAUUUACUACUGGAAAUGAAGGAGAGGCAGCGUUGGAGAGCUGAAGAAGAUUCCCUUUUACGUGCGUAUGUGAAGCAAUAUGGCCCAAGGGAGUGGAACCUUGUGUCCCAGCGUAUGAACACGCCUCUUGACAGAGACGCGAAAUCCUGUUUGGAGAGGUGGAAGAAUUACCUCAAGCCAGGUAUUAAGAAAGGAUCUUUAACAGAGGAAGAACAACGUCUUGUAAUCCGUCUUCAAGCUAAACACGGCAACAAGUGGAAGAAAAUUGCAGCUGAAGUCCCGGGUCGAACUGCUAAGAGAUUAGGGAAGUGGUGGGAAGUGUUUAAGGAGAAGCAGCAAAGGGAACAGAAGGAAAAUUCAAAAAGCACUGACCCCAUUGACGAAGGCAAAUACGACAGAAUCCUUGAAACAUUCGCGGAGAAGUUGGUGAGAGAGCGUUCAACUCCAACUCCAUCUCCAACUCCUUCAUUCUUCAUGGCAACCUCCAAUGCUGGUUUCCUUCAAUCUGAUGCAGCUACAGCAGCACCACCACCACCACAACCAACUCUGCUUCCGCCUUGGUUAUCAAAUUCGAAUGGCCCUCUAACAACAUCCUCUUCUCCUUCAGUAACUUUAAGCCUCUCGCCCUCAACAAGUGCUCCAUCUCCUACCAUUCCGUGGCUACAACCUGAAAGAACCGGAACUGACAAUAGUAAUAAUAAUAACAAUUCCUCCCUUAUGUUGAGCAAUUUGGCACCACAUGGUUCAGUUUCUACAAACAGAGAGCGGCUUAUAGUCACGGAACUUUCCGACUGCUGCAGAGAGUUGGAAGAAGGACACCGAGCUUGGGCAGCACAUAAGAAGGAAGCAACUUGGAGACUUAAAAGGGUAGAACUUCAGCUAGAGUCCGAGAAGGCAUGUCGAAAAAGAGAGAAAAUGGAGGAAAUCGAGAUGAAAGUGAGAGCACUUCGAGAAGAACAGAAGGUGUCACUAGAGAGGGUCGAAGCAGAAUAUCGUGAACAACUAGCUGGUUUAAGGAGGGAUGCAGAUGCGAAGGAACAGAAGUUAGCUGAUCAAUGGGCAGCUAAGCACAUUCGCUUAAUGAAAUUUGUAGAGCAGAUUGGCCGACAGAGGCCCUCCAUUGAAUCCAAUUGCAGGUGAGCAGGAGAACCUAGGUUGUUCAAAAUUGUCGGGGAUAUAGUUUCCAGAUAUAUUAAGGGUAGAUUAUAUGUGCAUUCUUUUCCUGUCUGCUCCUGAUGCAGUUCAAAGACCUCUCUUAUGUUAUUCUCUCUAUCUUGUAGAAUUUGCAUAUGCAGCAAGAGUUAGCAUUUCAGUCCAAUUUUCCAAUUGAUGAUUGCAUGUUUAGCUGAGGGUUGAGAAUAUUUUUCACAUUGGCAGUAAUAGUUCUGUAUGCAAACUGCAAACCAGUGUUUGAAUAUAGGAUGAACACAAUGUAUCUAUUAC